AGUAACACGUGGCCGGAAGUAUGUGUCCGGAAGUGUUGAUGUUUACUUAUCCUGGUUUGUUUUAUCAACGUUAAACUACACAUUGGUACAUUUUCUCUUUCUGUCUCCCUCUCCGUGUCUUUCCGUUUCUCCUGUUCACGGACAGCUGAGCUCUGCUCCGGGGUAACAGAUCAGUCUGAUGUGUCCUGAUGGCUGCGGCCGACGACCUGCGCUUUCAGGAAUUUGAUGACGCCGAGAGCCUGCUGGCUGUAAACAGGGAGGCCACUACUAUUAGUAUCGAGGAUCCUGGCAGCAAAUCCCACAAGCCGAGGAGAGUGGCCCGGGAGAAGGACGACGACCACAGCCUCAUUGGGGACACCGACUCUGACAAAACUGAGCUUCUUGCAGGUCAGAAGAAAAGUGCCCCCUUUUGGACUUUUGAGUAUUACCAAACUUUUUUUGAUGUAGAGACCUAUCAGGUUCUGGACCGAAUUAAAGGGUCCAUUCUCCCAUGGCCUGGGAAAAACUUUGUUAGACUCUAUGUUCGCAACAACCCGGAUCUUUAUGGACCCUUCUGGAUCUGUGCCACCCUGGUGUUUGCCAUUGCCAUAAGUGGAAACAUCUCCAGCUUUUUGCUCUGCCUUGGCAGACCUUCCCAUCGCUAUGUGCCAGAAUUCAGCAAAGUGACGCUGGCAGCCACCGCCAUCUACAGUUAUGCCUGGCUGGUGCCACUCAUCCUCUGGGGUUUCCUGCUGUGGCGGAACAGCAGAGUGAUGAACGUCGUGUCCUACUCCUUCCUGGAGAUUGUUUGUGUCUAUGGAUACUCCCUCUUCGUGUUCAUCCCUGCUGCGGUCCUGUGGAUCAUUCCGAGUGAGAGCGUAAGGUGGCUGUCCAUCCUGGUCGCCAUGUGUCUCUCGGGUUCAGUUCUGGUGCUGACAUUCUGGCCCGCAGUCCGAGAUGAUCAUCGCAGGAUUGCCCUGGCUACCGUUACAGUUAUCAUUACCCUGCAUGUCCUGCUUGCAGUAGGUUGUAAGGAGUAUUUCUUUGACGUGCAAGACAUAACAGAUCCUGCCAGUUCUGUCGGCAACCUUGCUGGCAAUAAAACGGCGCUGGCAGCAAAGCCGCAGUGAGAUGGUACGGCUCCCCGAGAGCAUUGAGUUGCAGUGUGGAAAACGCCGUUGGACGUGCAGAAGCUGCCACAGCGUGACUGUGAACUGCUCUCGGCAGCUCCAGGAGGGGACUUUGGUUCACACAUACGAUGAGUCUGAAACUGCCUUAAAGACUUUGCUGUCUGUGCCAUUACUGAGUGCCUCAAAUAUAGGUGCACUGUAAAUCAUGUAGAGGCUGCUGUUCUGGUGCGGAAAAUUCCAUAACGCUGUUAAAACUGUGUACAGAGAACAUACGCGCUUAACGUUUGCCUGUGACUGGGUGUGUUUGCCUGUGCAUGUCUGUUGUGGUGCCAUAGCAGUUUCCCACUCCCGGUGUGAUCCUGGUUGUCUCUGAAUGGGUCAGUCACUAUCCAGCAUUCUUAGCCAUCAUUAAGGUAAAAGCCCUGCAGAGCCGCUUCGUAGCAGGAUGUCUUAGGCGGGGCUCAAAUAUUAAAUCUAAAUUUAGAGUCAGGGUCCUUUUUAUAGUAAGUCCAGUUCUCAAGUGAUACUCUUACACCAAAGGAAUGUGGCUGGAUAAAAGACAGCUGUCAUUUGCUGUCUUCAGCAAGGAUGUCUGCUCAUGUCAUGGUGGUGGAGGUGGUGGUGGUAGCGACCUGGAGAACAUUUACUGUAUCAUUUUAUGAAAUGGGCGUGUUUAUGUUAUUGAUGGAUCAUUAUUACAUUUUUAUCAAUAAAAAUAUCCAAUUAUGUU
Molecule: messenger RNA, 1839 nt
Organism: Paramormyrops kingsleyae
Lineage: Eukaryota; Metazoa; Chordata; Actinopteri; Osteoglossiformes; Mormyridae
Gene: yipf1
Product: Yip1 domain family, member 1
Biological process (GO): vesicle-mediated transport
Cellular component (GO): Golgi apparatus; membrane
Molecular function (GO): small GTPase binding
Source: RefSeq, a predicted model, not a curated record